AUGGAGCUUCUCCCUUCUGGCCAGCAAAACUCCGUGGAGGUGUUAUGGGAGGACCAGCAGAAAAUUAAUAAAUUUUCCUCGCUUAUUUACAAAAAAGAUGCGCUCACAGAACGCCUUGAGAAACUCAAAUCCGAGAAGGAGUACAUUGAAGAUUUGGCCAUGGAAAUCGAGCUUCUAGAUGAGGAUGAGAAGAUCCAGUACAAAAUCGGCGACGCCUUUGUGUUUUUGAAAGCUGAGGCUGCUAUUGAAGCUAUAAACAAGCAGAACGAGACGUUGGACACACAGAUUUCCGAGUUGAAAGACCAAAUCGAAGUGAUCGAAGACCACCUUGCGCUGUACAAGAAAGACCUAUAUGCUAAAUUUGGCAACAACAUCCAGCUUGAACGAUAG
Messenger RNA from Candidozyma auris, 390 nucleotides. RefSeq names its product tubulin-binding prefolding complex subunit GIM3. Lineage: Eukaryota; Fungi; Ascomycota; Pichiomycetes; Serinales; Metschnikowiaceae. Gene Ontology annotation, biological process: protein folding. The record is from RefSeq and is a predicted model, not a curated record. The coding region runs from base 1 to 390 and encodes 129 amino acids. Gene Ontology annotation, cellular component: cytoplasm; prefoldin complex. The transcript has a single exon.